Messenger RNA from Procambarus clarkii (red swamp crayfish), 10130 nucleotides. RefSeq names its product Contactin (gene Cont). The record is from RefSeq and is a predicted model, not a curated record. Gene Ontology annotation, biological process: axon guidance; cell-cell adhesion. Gene Ontology annotation, cellular component: axon; plasma membrane. Gene Ontology annotation, molecular function: protein binding. Lineage: Eukaryota; Metazoa; Arthropoda; Malacostraca; Decapoda; Cambaridae.
GAGGGAUUCGGAGGAGUUUGUUUUCAAAACACAGGUGAUCAAGGUGUGGCGACUCAGGGCCACCUCUUACCAUGCUGUUAAGAGUGGUUGUGAGCCUUUGGGCCGUGAGUACAAUAGUCGGGCAGAGCUUCAACACGCUCUUGAAGGAUCCUUUAUUGGAGGAAAAGGAAGAUAAGAAAUGUCCCACAAACUGGUUCACUCACAGGACCUCGUGCUAUAAAUUUAUUCGUUCACCAGUGAAAACAAGAGAACAGGCAAGAGCACAGUGCAAGGCAUAUGGUGACGGUUCGGACUUGGUGAGUGUGAGCAAUAAAGAAGAGCAUGGGUUCCUCACACGCCACCUGCACGAGAAUGACCCCCUCCAGCGAGAAUGGUACACUUCAGGCUUCCAGAAGACCCCAAACUUUUGGGAAAAUGCAGGUGAUGGCACUUCAUUUCAAGAUAUGAUGGAAGCAUUUCUGCCAAACCAAGGCUCGGGCCCUACUAAAAAUUUCCUUGCUUACAGCUAUUCAUAUCGACACAAAGAGUGGGGUUUGUUGAUGGUUGAUGGUGAGGAACCCCUCCUUUACAUCUGUGAGAUACCUCAAGCUAACAUCGACAUGUUGAUUGAUGAGUCGACCGAGCGAGAUCACGAGUAUGGUUUCCUCGUUAAAGACCCCACCAAGAUACCACGAGCUCCCAUUAUUGUUAAACAACCUACAAAUGCCAUGUUUGAUCUUGUGCGGAGAGAAGUGAUUAACUAUGUGUCGGUAAUGUGCAUUGCUGAUGGUUACCCUCACCCAACUUAUGAUUGGUACAAAGAGAGCUAUGAAAAUGAAGCCAUUGUAUCCAAACGUAUCAAUCCUUUGGAAGACAGACGCUUCACUGUGUCUGGAGGAACACUCAUUAUUAAUGAUCCUAAACAGGUUGAAGAUCGAGGCAAAUACCAUUGCCGAGCAAAGAAUGAGUAUGGGUCUGUCACAUCAGAGAGCAUCCAGUUGUCCUUUGCCUAUGUUGCCGAGUUCAACCUCAAGCGUUCAAAUGAAGAAGGCAAUCAAUUCUGGGGCAAAGCCAUCUACUGCGAUCCACCACAACAUUUCCCAGAUGUUCGCUACUACUGGGCAAGGGACUACUUCCCUAAUUUCGUGGAAGAGGACAGGAGAACUAUGGUCUCCUAUGAUGGAAACUUGUAUUUUUCCUAUUUGGACUUUAUUGACAUUGGCAAAUACAGUUGCAAUGUUCAGAGUACUGUCUCCGGUAUUGGCAAGAAUGGUCCCUUCUUCAAUCUAAGAGUUACUGCACAUCCUAAUUACCAGCAGCUCAAGUUUGCAAACAAUUUUCCCAAGGCAUUUCCUGAGGCACCAAUAAGAGGAGAAGAUGUCAGACUUGAGUGUAUUGCUUUUGGAUACCCAGUGCCAUUAUACAACUGGACUCGAAAAGAUGGGCAGCUUCCCCGGGGCGCCCAGAUGCUGAACUACAAUAGGGUCUUGGUGCUGCCUAAAGUGGAGCCUUCAGAUAUCGGAGAUUAUGUGUGUCGUGCUCAGAAUGCUCGGCUUUCCAUUCAAAACACUAUUUCUCUUAGUAUCCAAGCAAAGCCAAGUUUCACCAUUCGUCUGCAUGACCAGUUCAUUGCUAAAGGUGCUGAUUUGAUGUGGGAAUGUGAGGCUUUCGGAAUACCUGACGUGGACUAUGAGUGGCUGAGGAACUCGGAACGACUGAUAUUUGAGAAACUAUCAGCAGGAGAACAAAACCGUUAUGAUAUUGUUGAUAGUGUGCUGAAGAUAAAGGAGGUAACAGAGUCAGAUGAAGCAACGUAUCAGUGUAAAGCCACCAAUCAACUUGGAUCCUCUUUCUCUUCUGCCCAACUGAAAGUCUUGAAGCUAGCGCCCUCAUUCCGUAAGAAGCCUGUCGAGACUGAGAUGUAUGCCUCGGAGGGUAAGAACGUCACUAUAGCUUGUAACCCCGAGGCGGCCCCUAGACCGUCCUUUGUUUGGCGGCAGAAUGGAUUAGUUCUUGGAAAUGGUGGUCGUCGUCGCAUUCUGCGCAAUGGGAACCUCAUCAUAGAUCCAGUAUCUCGGGAAGAUGAAGGCAACUACACUUGUACUGCAGAGAAUGUGUACGGGUCAGAUACAAGCUCAGGGCGGCUCAUUGUAUUGCGUAAGCCAGAAUUCUACCGCAGUCCUCCCGAACUAAUAACCAGUUCCAAGGGUGAGACCAUUAAUCUGGAGUGUGAAGCAUACACCGACACCCUGUUAGACACAACCUACACCUGGAGGCACAAUGGCUUACGCAUUGAGUUAGAUGAUACUGAAUAUCUUCGUCGCCUGGCUUAUGAGCAGGGUUAUGUGUAUGACUACCAGAGGAAGCUGUAUAAUUUGUAUGACAACCCGUAUGAAACCUCAUUGUUUUUGAAGCAGAGAGAACAGGAAGUGUAUGUGAGCAAACGGGAUCCACCGUAUGAAAAGGGUUAUCAAGCCGGCCACCUUCGCAUCGUGAACUUGACCCUUGCAGAUGCAGGUGUUUAUGAAUGUGUUGCCAUGACUCCAGUGGCGAAGAUUGCCAUCUCCACUACCCUCGUUGUUCACGGCCCACCAGGACCUCCUGGUGGAAUAGCGGCUGUAGACCUAACAAGCACAAGUGCACGCGUUCAAUGGACAGACGGGGCAAGCAAUGGACAACCCAUUGUGAGCUACACUAUACAGACACGCACACAGUGGACAAGGAAGUGGAAGACUAUAGCUGAGAAUGUUACUGCCAAGCUGAUCGAUCCCAAUAAUGGACGUAGAGAAUAUCAGCUGGGUGAUGUCCUCUCGCCCUGGGCAUCGCAUGAAUUUAGAGUGCUAGGUGUUAACAGUCUUGGCAGUGGACAGUUCUCUGCACCAUCACCCCAGGCCAACACCAAACAGGAUCGUCCCUUCACCACACCAACCAAUUUGGGAGGUGGAGGCGGAAAGACUGGAGAUCUUACCAUUACCUGGGACCCACUCCCUGGAGAAUAUCAGAAUUCACCUGGGGUGUACUACAAGCUGUUCUGGAGGCGCACAGUCAUCGACCCCGAGACUGAUUUCCAGUCCAUUGUCUUGAAGAACCGAGGCAAUAUUGGCAUGCACGUUGUUGAUGUGAAUCCCUCCAAGUACUUUUAUACUCAGCAUGAAGUCAAAAUUCAGGCAUGGAAUAGCCAAGGCCCUGGACCAAUUAGCGACCCUGUUGAGAUAUUCUCGGCUGAAGACAUGCCCCAGGUGCAGCCCACGGAGGUGUCUGCCUACGCUCACAAUGCUACAUCUCUCAAUGUUACUUGGCAGCCGAUUGAACCCACCCGCGACAACAUCCGUGGAAAACUCAUCGGUUACAGGAUGAAAUACUGGAGACGGCAGAGUGAGGAGACUGACCAUAUCAUCAAGUUGCAGAGGGGCACGGAAUCUCAUGGUCUUAUCCUUGGUCUGAUCCCCAACACGUUCUACUGGGUGCGUGUCAUGGCAUACAAUCAGGCAGGAUCAGGACCAGAAAGUGAAAGGUUUCUUGAACGAACAUGGCGUCAUCCUCCUCUCAUGCCUCCCAAUGCCGUCAGGGUGUAUCCCAUCAAUCCCAGCACCAUUCGUGUCACUUGGAGAGGUGUUACGCCAACGACUAUGGAAGAACCACUUAUUGGCUACAAAAUCAAAGUCUGGGAAGCUGAUCAAGACUUCACAAAGGCAAAUGAUACAUUUGUAUACAUUGGCUCUCCCCUGGAGGCUUACAUACAUGAUCUGACUCCUGGCAAAUCUUACAAUCUGCGAGUAUUGGCAUUCUCUCGGGGCGGUGAUGGUAAGAAGUCUUCACCUCCAUGGAGAUUCCAGAUGGGAGACACUGAUCUUCUGCGAGGAGAGGCCCCUGCUCCAUCCCCCGACUACCGCCUUGGCUCCAGCAUCCUCUUUACGUUCCUGGUCGCCUUCUUCACCCCACUCGUGCGAUCCAGGUUUUGUAUUUCCCACUUCACUCCUAAUGUCAAUUAAUUCCUUUGACCAAGUACUCGAGAGCUAGGUUAUAACGAAUUUCUUUGAGGCUCCGGCUGUGUUCGCAGACUUCACGUGUAAAGAAUCCCAUCCAGUAUUAUCGUCCACAUUAUAAUUCUUGAAACUUUCUUUGUAAAAGUGAUAGUAAAUGUUUUUUAGAGGGAGAUGAAGUGGUAAAAUACUUAAUAAGAAUAAUUGUAUGCCUUGUUAAAUCAUAAACAAGGAUGUAUUGUAUAUUUGUAUUGACAGAAUAUUACUUUUCCAAAUUGAUAAAUAAUUAGUUGCCUACAAAUGUAAUGGUAUAGAUAGUAAAUUAACAGUUAUAAUAUAAUAUAAUAUAAUCUAUUUUUUGCAAGACAUUUAAAGGGAUUAACAUUUUCUUUCUAAAAUUCAGGCUAUAGUUUACAUUGUGGCUGUACAUGUUGUUGGACCCCACACACCAUGUCUUGGUUAUUGCCACAGUCCUUGUCAGAAAUGUUUUGUUUAUUGUUUUCCGGUGUAAGCUUGCUGAGGCAACUCAAGUAAUAAUAGAUAUAAGCUCAUAAAACAUGCACAACCAGCUACCACUGAGAUCAUGUAGAAUUUGGCAGUUAUUGAUUAGUAUGUCAAGUAUUGCAUUCAUCUUGUGCAUUGUGCACUUCUAGCAUCUUGCUGUAUUUCUCUGCACUUACUCCAGUAUCUUUGCUAUAUCUCUGCUAGUAUUUCAGUACAGUUCUUUUAAAAUUUCAGAUUGUCUCAGCAAUUUCUAUAAUGUCAUCAUUAUCAUUACUAUAAUAUAUUCAGUUCUCACUCAUGAAGAGGGAAGGCAUCUGCCUGGAGGAAAAGGUAAUCAAUACUGCCUAGGGAAACAAAGUUAUAAAUAUUAAAUUUCUUUAAGUAGCUUUAUAUUGCUAGCUCUUAUCACGCAGAAGUGACGAGUCAACUCUUGUAAACUAUUUCAAGUAAAGUUCUCUAUAGCUUUAUUGAGAUACUGUAAUGUCCAUAAGGGUAAAUACUAAUGCACUUACAAGUACAUUACAAUAUAGAUGAAAAUUGCAAAACAAUAAAAAAUAAAAUAAAAAAUAUAUAAAUAAAUUUAAGCACAUUACUUUUUAACAGGUUGUGAAGAUAGCAUUGUCAUUACAAAUUAUAUAUAUAUAUAUGCCUAUAAGUUUAUCUGUUCAGUAUCAUUAGAAAGAAUGCAUUAAAUUUGUCUCCUUUUCAUAUUUUUAUCUAAUAUGACAGUCUUAAGUAAAUAGUGGAUACUUUCUUCUACCUGUAUGGUAUACAUGGUUUCCUACCUUAGUCCUGCAUCAAAGACUCGAUUUUCAUCUUGCCUCUGUGUCCUUGCAUACUUUGCUUUACAGAAUGAAAUAUUGUGCAGAGUCUUUGCAAUGCAGGGUUUCAUGCUUUACAGAAUGUGCAUGACUGCUAAAGUUUAUCUUUAACACUAGUAAGUACUUAGCAUUUUCAGAAACAUUUAUGAAUUUGAAACUGCUCUGAGUUUAUAUUUAUCUAUAAAAUGACAACUUGAUCAAAUCUAGAUCAGUUUCUGAUUGCAAUAUUAGAUCAGCUACCUCAAUAUCAGCUGUUGGUCAUGUUCUGUACCAUUGUUAUAUCACCCAUUCUCAAGAGGUUCACAAAUAUAAACAUAUGCAAUAUAUUAUGUUCAUAUUUUAUAGGCAAGUCAUUUAUUAAUAAUGACAUUAUUUAAAAAUAAAAUAGUCGGACAGGCGUGAAGAAAAACGAGGUGACAGUUGAUUACUUUAGCUGUCAUCCCCACCUAUCCUCAUACCUGGAGAGAGGUGACAGGUCUGCUGAUUGCUUUAGCUCAUAGCUAGGAAUGUGUGUGUGUAGAGGAGCUACUGGCAAGUGGCUGGCUGGCUAUGACUGGGUGAGUUUGUGGUGAGUGCAUCUUCAAUUGUAGCUAUAAUUUGUAUAUUGGUGGUGUUUAACAGAGUAUGGCCAUAAUUCUUUAUAAUGAGCAUAAUGAAAAUUGCCAGACAUUUGCCUGACUUCUCAUUGUUCUCAUUAACCAUACUGCAUUAAAUAUACAACAGCAUGAAGUGCUUUAAGGAAAUCAGGCAAGUGACGAAUUGGUUACCUCUGUGAAUGCCCAUGGUAUACUGUAUAACAAAUACUGCACCUGUUAGCUCAGCAACUAUUGUGUGUGUCUGACAAGUAAACUUUAUAAACAUAACACAAAAUAAAUUUCCUGUUAUGAUUUUCAAUGUUGAAAAUGCAGUUUUGAAUUGCCAAGAUAAUUUAAUUAGCUAGUACUGUACAUUCAUAAUUUUCUGCAUUUAGUGUGCUUUUUACAGUAUAUCAAAGAUAAAUGAAAACUAAUGUUUAAAACAUUCUUUGUAUUAGUUCAUAAUUAACAAUUUAUAUAGAACUUAAAACAGUGGAACCUCGGUUUAUGAAUGCCCCGGAUUACGAAUUUAGGUGGAUAUUUACGAGUUACUGCUGGGUGAACAUAGACAUCAGAUGUAAGGUUUCCUUAGAUGAAUGACUAACCUUUCCCAGGAGGCAACCCACAAUAUUCACCAAACUCCAAGCUGCCUAUUUACUGCUAGGUGAAGAAAGGCAUCAGGUGUAUGGAAACAUGCCCAAACGUCUUGUCCUGCCUUUAAAUCAGACCCGGAACCAUUCUGUUGUUGGCUAUUUUUGCCUGCUGACAUUAUUAAAGAAAGUUUGGUUGAUCAUUGGUAGCUUUUUAGUCUUUGAAGGAUAAUGUGUUACCUAGUAGGCCUACACUUGUUUUAUUCCUUCUUUAUCUAAGUUUUAUUAUUAAUCUAACAUUAUCAAUCAGGUUACAUAGUGUGAGUCAUUCUUCUGUGGGGGGGAAAACAGAAUUUACUGUAAGAGUAGAAAAAGAUUAAUAGUUUCAUGAUUUUGUGUACUGUAACAGAAAAUAAAGUUGUAAAUCACUGCUGUAUUAGUUAUGCAGAGAAUAGUAAGGUUGAGAGCAGUCUUUAUUGAGAGAUGUCCUCCUGCAAGGGUUCGAAAAGGCCCUUAUAGGUGAAAUGUUUUCCCAGGUAUAGUCGUCUACUCUCGGCUUCAUGUUUCUCUACAACUUUGUCAGGACUUUCAACCAGCAGCUAUUAGUAAUGUAAAAUAUCUUCUUAUUUAAAUUUAAUGUUAAAUAUUAUAGUAAUUAUCCAUUAUUUUGGUUUCCUAGAUUAAAAAUAAGAACAUUUUUUAAGAUUAAGAUUUGUUAGAAAUAUUGCUGUGCCUUUAAUCUGUUCAUAUAUUAAGUUUUGAUUGUGUACUUUACUAAAUUACCUUUUCAUAUGAGCAUUCAUAUUUUAAGUUGCACACAGUAUACAUAGUUACUGUAUAGUGAUAUGUACCAAGAUACAUCAUGGAAACAACUUCAGAAAUUAUAAAUACAAAAGUAAUAUUACACAAGUGAAGGUAAUUUUGAUAAGAACUACUCUCAUGAUUUGCAUGAUUAUUCUAUAGUGUAGCUGCUUCAUUUAGGAAAUUUGCCUUAUGUCGGAGCUACUUUGUUAUAACUAAAACAUUCCAUUCUGAGAUUCUCGCCCAAAAUGUGUUAUUCUUAUCUCGCACAGUUUCUUCCUAAGGUACAUUAUCACUGUCUCAACAGGAACUGCAAUGUUCAGCCAGGUGGGUCUAUAUUCUGGUACAGAAAUUGGAAUUGGGCUGAGAAAGCCCAAUUCCUAUUAAUUCAAAGCCCUUGCAAGCCCUCCUUGGCAUCACAAAGCAUGCUAAGGAGUGCUCUAACAAUGACUUGGCCUGCCUGAUCACUGUCAUGUGUCUUGUAUACAAGUCUGUGUCCUGAUUGUUAGUCAUCUGUUUACCUAGUGUGGCAAUGGUGGCAGCUUGGUGAGUUGACAUGCUUUUCUAAAAGGUCAUUUGGUGUGUUGGCCUGACAUGUGUGAUUAAUGAUGUGCACUGGGAUUAUAGCCAUUUCCUCACCUUGAGUGAGAAGCAUUCAGAGUAUUUUGUGUCCCUCCAAUUCACACUGUUAGUUAGCAAGAAUGUAUUUGUUUUUAGGUGUUUUGCAGUGGGCUCUCACUUUGUCAGCUGGUAAACUCUUAAGUCGGCAACAAUUCUCAUCUUGCCUGGCUUCAAUCGGGGGCAGACCAGGUGACCCAGAGUUUUGUGGUCAUGUAGAGUGCUACUAGGUGGUAUCUGUGGUGUCGAGGGGUGCAUGGAAGGACUUUGACUUGAUAGUUUUUUUAAAUUUUCCAAAGCCUAAAGCAUCAGAAGGUUGACCCACCUUACUGCACAUCAGUUCCGUAUGUAAACUUACCUUGGGGGAGCAACCAAGUGACACAUUCAGAAAGGCAAUCUUCGUGUAGUGCAACCUUGAUAGAAUGGAAAGGUGAGAUCAAACCAGUUAUGGGUUUUUAAAGAUAUCAUUGUAUCCAGAUUUUUACUAUUGCCAAUUUGUUUGUUUCUUAACACAGAUGCAUCUAUGUUCAGAAUUACUCUUAAUAUAUAAACAAUGCAUUCUAAAUAUACUGCAAGAUAAAAGUACAAAAAUAAAAUAAUUAUUUUUCAUGUAAUGGAAGAGCAGCCUUAUCCUUGUUACCAUCUGAAGGCAUAAUAGUAAUACAGUACUGUACUGUAUGGUAGGACUGUGUAAAACGAAAAUACACCAGUUAAUUGAAGGUCGAGAUGUGUGACCCAAGAACUGAAUCUUGACACCAUUUAGGCACAAGUGUACAAAAUUCCUCGCACUACACUGCUGCCAUAACCAUUUGUAUAUAGUCUUAUGGUUUUCCAGAGUUGGAGAGAGGAAACAUGUUAGGCUUAGCAUGGUUCCUCUAGACUGGCAACUGACCUUUCCUAGGAUGCAACCCACAACACUAGACUAACUCCUGGGUACCUCUUACCUGCUACUUGAACAGAGGCAUCAGGCAAAAGUAAACGUUGCCCAAUCACGUCUGUCUUGGCACGGGAAUACAAACUGGAACCUUUCAGGUGUGACGUGGUUUCACUGACCACUGAUUUCUUGCAUAAUUUUAUUAUUCUAACCCUUUGUGGUUCAAUGCCAAGACUGUUGGCAAUGUUUCCACUUCCUUAUGAGCAACAGUACUGGUAGUGAUGCUAAACUCCACCUCUAGUGUCUCACUCUGCCACUGGUUUCCCCUGGUCACGGUUAUUUUCUCAAUACAUUUCUUCUGUAUUUAGGAACUUCCACUGGUCCCUAUUUACUCUAACCUCACUACUACUAUCUGUAGACAUCGAUUCUCCUCGCAUACAAAAUGGAUGAAAAUUCUUGAGUAAUGAGAGGUCAGGAGAACCACAAAGGCUGAACACUAAAGUUGAGCUACAACAACCACAGAAAACUUUAAACACACUAAGUGCAUUACACAAUACAAUUACUACAAAUUACAUAAAACCAUAUUUUGAUAUAUUUUACUUAUUACAAUACAGUAACAGUAUACUGUAAUUGUAUAUUUUAUAAAGGCACUAAUUAUGUACAGUGUUUCAGGCAUUAACUUAAUAAAGGCAUAAGAAUAAAAAACAACAAUUAUAAGUAAGAAAUGUGAGAAUAUUUAGGCAGAGUCAGACCACUGUAACGGCAUGCCUUGGUUUUAUCCACAUGCCAUAUUCCAUUAUAUCAAGGUUUGUUCCGCGAGCCAGUCUUUCCACUCCACCAAGGGUUCCAUUCUAUCAACGUUGCACUUGCACUUCAAUCCCAUUUUUUCUAUGAAUGUUUAUUUUACAAGGAUAUCCGUCCAGGUGUAUGAAAUUACGGUUCGUGUAUAUAUUUUUUUAACUACAGUAGUGAUACAGUAAGUUGUUUAACUACAGUAGUGACACAGCAACUUGUUUAACUACAGUAGUACAACAAAUUGUUACAUUAAAUAUUAGUCAGUUUUGCAGCAUUGAUUUACUCUCGAAAUUAUAAGAUUUAAAAAGUUAUAAAUUUAGGUAAGUUAUUGUACAUUUAAUGACUAUAGAACUUGUGGUUCAGUAUAUAACAUUAGUGCUGUUUUUAUGAAACUGGUACAGCAAAGAGGUAAAAAAAAAUUGGUUUAUACCACACUUGGGUAUACAAUAUAUGAAAACCAACCAGUUUUCACUCGUGUCCAAAAUUAAUACUGUAUUUAUGAAAGUUCAUACAAUAAACACCACAGUACAGUAUGUACAUGUAAUUUUAACUUUUAUAAGUGCUGCAUUUAUAAAUUUUUAAUCUAUUAA